AAAUUUCCUAGCACUAAACAAAUUUGAUGCUGCCUAUAUAAAUCUACCCGCACCAUGUCUUAAACUUCGACACACAGCUCUUCACAUUUUCAUUUAUACGGUUUUUCUCUUCCUAGGAUCACAAUGAAUUAUGAAGGAUAUGGCAAUAGCCAUGUUUCAGUCGGACCAUGGGGAGGCCAAAGCGGGGCACGGUGGGACGAUGGAGUGUAUAACACUGUAAGGCAAGUGGUGAUCUGCCAUGGCGCAACUAUUGAUUCCAUACAAUUUGAGUAUGACAAGAGGGGGUCCUCUGUGUGGUCAGAGAAGCAUGGUGGGACUGGUUGUUUUAAAACAGCUAAGGUCAAGCUUAAUUAUCCUGAUGAAUAUCUUGUAUCCAUUAGUGGCCAUUGUAGUCGUGCGGUGGAAUAUGGUCCAGUGCUUGUUCGAUCAUUAAUGUUUGAAAGCAACAAAAAAAUGUACGGACCUUUUGGUAUCCAGUAUGGAACCUAUUUUUCAAUUCCAUUGACUGGAGGCAAGAUAGUUGGCUUCCAUGGCCGCAGUAGUUGGUACCUCGACUCCAUUGGAGUAUACUUGAUGCCUCUCCUGCAACGAAAUCCAUCGGAUAAUUUCGCUACUCCACGAAACUACAAAACAAAUGGGACAGAUGAGAAAUACAAAGACGACAAUUAUGAUCUUGAAGAUGAACUAGGCAACAAGGCUGUUAUUAGGAGAAAAGAGACCAAUACUAAUGGAUUCAUGAACACAAAACAGGCAGUGUCGUAUGGACCUUGGGGUGGUAAUGGUGGAAAUAUAUUUGAUGACGGAGUUUAUACAGGAGUCCGUGAAGUUCAUUUAACACGUUACGGAGGUGUUGUUUCGAUUCGGAUUUGUUAUGAUCUAAAUGGGAAAGAAAUAUGGGGAAGCAAAAAUGGAGGAAGUGGAGGAAUUAGAUUGGACAAGAUACUUUUUGAUUAUCCAUCUGAGAUCUUGACUCAGAUAACAGGAUAUUAUGGAUCAACAAUCUUAAGAGGGCCUGCAGUUGUGAAGUCCCUUACAUUUCACACCAACAAAAGGAAGUACGGACCAUUUGGAGAAGAGCAAGGGACUUCUUUUUCCUCUGCAUCUAACAAUGGAAUCAUCGUUGGAUUUCAUGGAAGGAAGGGAUGGUUUGUUGACAGUAUUGGAGUCCAUGUCCUAGAAAGAACGUUGCCGGUCCCUAGACCAAUACCUAGACCUUUUUACGAGACCUCCGAGACCAGUGAGAUUCAACAAGUAUACGAGGUAAUCCCUGGAGCAGUGAAGGAAGCAGCUCCAUUGGUAUCAGGGCCGUGGGGUGGCGUUGGAGGCAAGCCUUGGGAUGAUGGAGUGUUCUCUGGGGUAAAGAAAAUUUUCUUGACAAAAGGAGAAGGCAUAUAUAGUAUACAAUUUAAGUAUGACAGAAAUGGCCAAUCUUUUUGGUCAGUUAGGCAUGGAGGAGGCAGUGAAGGGAGCAUUAAUAUGAUCAAAUUUGACUACCCAUAUGAAGUCCUUACAAGUGUUUGCGGUUAUUAUGCUUCUCUCACCGGAGAUGAUCAAGGCAGGGGCGUUGUCAUAAAAUCUCUCACAUUUUAUACCAACAAGGCCAAGUAUGGACCAUAUGGGGAGGAAACUGGAACAUUUUUCACUUCCACGAAGACUGAAGGAAAAAUUGUUGGGUUCCAUGGAAGGAGUGGGUGUUACUUGAAUGCAAUUGGAGUUCACCUACAGCAAUGGUCCAAUGACUUGGCCCAACAAGGACUAGGAGAAAGGGGACGCCCUGUCAGGAUGAUCAUCAACAAGUUGUUUAAUUAAAUCCACUUUCUCCUUAAUGCAUGCUAGUGAAGCACCAAAUUAAAAACCCAGAAAAAAAAAAUUCUAUGUUGGCAUUAGAAUAUUAUGAACUUGAAAGAAUGUGUUUAUUAGUAUGAGAAUGUUAUCCUCUAAUAAUAUUAAUAUUAUAAGCAAUGAUAAUACUAGCUUGCUAAAAUUUUGCCAAUCAUAA
Messenger RNA from Populus nigra (black poplar), 1999 nucleotides. Its product is annotated as jacalin-related lectin 3-like. Bases 124 to 1809 code for a protein of 561 amino acids. Lineage: Eukaryota; Viridiplantae; Streptophyta; Magnoliopsida; Malpighiales; Salicaceae. Gene Ontology annotation, molecular function: carbohydrate binding. The transcript has 7 exons. The record is from RefSeq and is a predicted model, not a curated record.